AUGAAAUACAUUAUCGAACAUAUGGAACAAGGAUUCACCGAAUGGGUGACUCUUGAGUACUGUCAAAUAAUACGCGAUGUUGGAAAAGAUAAUUUAAUACUUACUUCGCUUCCAGGCCAAAUCAAAGAGGAUGACAUUCCUUUGUGUCUUAGAGAGAUGGGACUAAACUGGACGACCAAAGACACUACAGAAUUUUUGGAUCUGAACACCGCGAAGUUGUGUCUUCUUGAUCCCAGAGCUGAGAUUGAUCUUCAACCAGCCGAUAAGCUAAAGUUUGACUAUUUUGUUUUUGGUGGGAUUCUUGGCGACCAUCCUCCACGAGACCGAACCUCCGAGCUUAAGCAUAAAUUAGGCUGUGAAACUAGAAGACUCGGGCAUUUGCAAAUGACUACUGAUACGGCUGUCCGGACUACAAAAUUGAUAGUUGAAGGCACAAAAUUCGAAGACAUAAAAUUUAUCGAUUAUCCGGAAAUACGUUACAACAUACAUGAGGCUACCGAAAUGCCAUUUAGGUAUGUUCUGAACGACCAGAACGAACCUAUAUUACCAGAAGGCAUGCUGAAUCUAAUCAAGAAAGACUCGGAAAAGACUCUGGAUGAUUUCUUUUAA
Molecule: messenger RNA, 609 nt
Organism: Ogataea philodendri
Lineage: Eukaryota; Fungi; Ascomycota; Pichiomycetes; Pichiales; Pichiaceae
Exons: 1
Coding region: 1-609 (202 amino acids)
Biological process (GO): peptidyl-arginine methylation
Molecular function (GO): protein-arginine omega-N monomethyltransferase activity
Source: RefSeq, a predicted model, not a curated record